UGUUUUCAAAAAUUUGUUUUCAAUUGAUUUGUUGUUGUAUUUUGUGUUAAUUAUCACUCAAAUUGAUCCCACAAUUUGAUAAUCAUUACUGAAAACAAAACCCAACAAACAAUGGUUCGCCAAAAACAAGUCGCAGCGAAAACCGAUUACCGAUUAAUUAAGCCGAAACCACAAAUGGCCAGAAAGAGUACGUCGGGAGUGGCGCGCGACCAACAACUAGUGUAUUGGCCAUCGACUAGUGGUGGUGGCGGUGGUGAUGUUGGUCAACAACAUGUGAUGUCCGCUCAAACACCGAAUCAACAAGUAGUGGACAACGAGUCGACCGAUGAUUUGUCGGCCAGUACUCAACGAUCGUCGCAGUUUGCAAUCGAAGCGUCCGAUCGAUUGAAUCGUAUAUUGCAAACAAAGCGAUCAUCAAAUGGUCACAUAAGUACUGGCGAUAGUGGACAACAAGUCAAGCGACGGCCGCCGUACAGACGACACAGACCGGGAACUAUUGCACUGAGAGAUAUCAGAAGAUACCAGAAGACGUGCGAACUGCUGAUACCGAGACUACCGUUUCAGCGAUUGGUUCGCGAAAUCGCUGCCCAAAUCAGUGACAAUCUAUUGUUUCAAACGGCCGCCCUUUCGGCACUUCAAGAGACAGCCGAAGUAUAUCUGGUCGGACUGUUCGAAGACGCAAAUCUGUGCGCAAUUCACGCCAAAAGAGUGACAAUAAUGCCCAGAGAUAUACAACUUUCGCGAAGAAUUAGAGGAGAAACCAAUUGAUA
This is a messenger RNA of Oppia nitens, 770 nucleotides long. RefSeq names its product histone H3-like. The coding region runs from base 112 to 768 and encodes 218 amino acids. Gene Ontology annotation, cellular component: nucleosome. The transcript has a single exon. Gene Ontology annotation, molecular function: protein heterodimerization activity; structural constituent of chromatin; DNA binding. The record is from RefSeq and is a predicted model, not a curated record. NCBI's taxonomy places the organism in Eukaryota, Metazoa, Arthropoda, Arachnida, Sarcoptiformes, Oppiidae.